Messenger RNA from Pomacea canaliculata, 1780 nucleotides. RefSeq lists its product as uncharacterized. Bases 215 to 943 code for a protein of 242 amino acids. NCBI's taxonomy places the organism in Eukaryota, Metazoa, Mollusca, Gastropoda, Architaenioglossa, Ampullariidae. The record is from RefSeq and is a predicted model, not a curated record. The transcript is spliced from 6 exons.
CAGUGAGUUAUUUAUAUCUUGAUCCUAAAUUUAACCUGCGGGCUGUGUAAUUAGUUUUACGCAGCUUCAACUAACAAACAUGGUUAUAGUUUUAUAACAAGUUUUUUUAUAUAUCUAGGUACUGAAAAAUGCUUGCCAAAGUUUUAAUUCCUUUCCUUUCCUGAAGCUGUGAAACUGAAGGUACAAAGCUGUGGCCGUCCCGAAUCAUCUACAAAUGUUGACAUCGGAUUAUCUGGAUGCAGCAUCAAGCUUUAGAAGAACCGUAAUCCUGGCUUUAUUUGUUGCCUUCCUUUUCACAGUUAUUGAGGCAGCGGGCGAGGAGAAGCUAACGCUGGAGGCAAACCCUGAUCAACCUCUGACUAGGGAAAACAACACAGGGGACAAUGUCACCCUGACAUGCAAAGGGAUGAUCCAUCCGACCAGCACCUUCCUUUCCUUCAGCGUUCUUCACACCUUGGACGAGGAAGUCACAACCUACGUCUCUAAAGUCUUCCCGACAGGCAGCAUGCCUACCGCCAACGUGUCCGCUGAACUUGUUGGCUGCUACGCCGGAGACUACGUCCUGUGCCAAGGGAUUUCUAGCAAGUUCUCCUACAACGAGAACGGCAGCCUUGCCAUCGUCGUCGUCAUCAAGUCGUUUCUGUGUCGCCUGCGUGGCCUGUGGAAAUGUAAGGUCAUCUUCCGGUAUGCGGGCCGUCUCGAGGACAUCACCAUGAAGGCCCACUUGACUUUUCACGGCUUCUCUUGGCCUUCUAAUUUGACUUUGACCUUUGGGGAAUCUCAUAAGGAGAUGAACAAGGUCGCGGUGAUAGCUGGAAGUCAGGUGCUGCUGACGUGCCGGGGAAACGUCGGCUCGACUAACGCUCGGCUUAUUUUCGUCUCCUACCACCACAACGGCACGGAAGCACAACGAAGAAUGGUUCAGCGCCUCCAAGGAAAGUGAUUACAAACAGAGUCAAUGCCAGUGGAUUCACGAGGCCACUUUCAACCUCACAGUGCAGAACAACGACGAUCUCAAGAUCUUUAAAUGCAACGUGAAGGACAACCACCACAACAUCAUCUUAAGUAGCUCGCCUACCGCGUUAUACGUUGUUAAUGGACCAGGAACAACAUGGCGCACCAUGAGCAAAAGCAAGGAAAAAAUGGAAAUCAUUUCCGAUCCGGCUCUGAAGUUGACGGAAUCGUCAGUUGAUGUCAAAGAACAAAGCUGCUUCGACAACGUCUGGCUCGUCUUCGGAGUGGUGGCCGUCAGCGUGGUGGUCAUUGUCAUCAUCCUGGAGUCCGCCAACGCUGUCUACCGUAAAGUGAAAAAAGCAAUGGAGAAAGAAUAAAUUACCAUAGCUACAGUCAAAUAAUUUAACUACGCUAAAGUGUUAGCAAGUGUUCAUUUAUAAAAUUAAGAAAAAAAUAGAAAUGCGGAGUUUUCGAGUGUAGCUUGUUUUCUUUUGUCUGCGUGAGUCUACAUGAUUACCGCUAUACUCUAUUUAUUUAUCUUAUGCCUUUAACAUCAUGCAGCCUCAAUGUUAUGUUUCUAGCUUCAGAUUUUUAAUCAUUCCAACAAAUUCUCAAUCCUGGAUUUCAGCAAAAUUACGAAGUAUAUAAAGGAGUGUCCUUUACCUGUCAUUUCUUCUGCGCUUCAUUGUCACUUGAAUGGGUUCCUUCAAGGCUAUUGUUUAUUGCCAUUACUGUUUAUAUAUAUAUACCUUAUGAAAUUGUAAAAGUACAAUUGAUAGGAGCUGAUAAAUAAAACAUGUUUGACGGCAUUGCUUUGGUGUCAUGU